Penicilliopsis zonata CBS 506.65 is the source of this 2235-nucleotide messenger RNA. RefSeq lists its product as hypothetical. The transcript is spliced from 3 exons. The record is from RefSeq and is a predicted model, not a curated record. Bases 1 to 2235 code for a protein of 744 amino acids. Gene Ontology annotation, molecular function: DNA-binding transcription factor activity, RNA polymerase II-specific; zinc ion binding. NCBI's taxonomy places the organism in Eukaryota, Fungi, Ascomycota, Eurotiomycetes, Eurotiales, Aspergillaceae. Gene Ontology annotation, biological process: regulation of DNA-templated transcription.
AUGGCCGAGGUGUCAGAGUCGGUCAAUCCUUCGGCCGGAAUAGCCAAUCCUCCCAAUUCAGAAACAGAUCAGCCCAUUCUACCUUCUACAGCGACGCCAGCGCCAGCAGAAGAUGCAGAUACCUCACUUCCUGCCUUGGUGGAGUCGUCAACCUCAGUCGCGGUCGAUACGGAGCUGCCUCACAUUGACACAACGCUACCGCAUAUCGAUACGUCUUUGCCACCUAUAGAUACCACGCUGCCUGCCAUCGAGUCGACGAUACCCGCACUGCCGUCUAUCGAUACAUCCAUGCCAACCUUCGACACUACGCUGCCGACGACAGGGUCUGAACACUCGUUCGGCGAACCAAAUCAGCCGUUUCCCGAUGAAGCUCUUAAAUCGUCGGACGCAAUGUCAACUCCGUUUCAAGUGCCUGGUUCUGGAGACGAGCCAAUUCCAGUCCCCGCGGCUACGGGCGACACGGAUCAAUCGAGACAGCAGGGUUCCUAUACACCGGGCUCUCAGCCGCAGUAUUCGCAUUCGCCCGCCCCAAACGGCACGUAUCAGCAGUAUUCGCAGCCCUUACAUCAGCAGCAGUCGCAACAGCCGGCCCAGCAAAACCACGAUAUGUACCACAAUCCCCCGCCGGCCUCUGGACAGAUGAAUGGCCCGCCGAUGCACACGAUGGAUAAUCACUCAGGGCAGGUUCCACAGGCACCGAUCGGCUCGCCCAUGCCCCCCAUGGCAUCCAUGGGUCAGUAUAUGCAGGGCUAUCCGAACAACAUGGCGCAGCCCGGUAUGGCGUCGAACAUGCAGAUGCGCUAUCAGAUCCCGGGAGACCCUAGUAAAUUACUCGCAGGCGGGAGGCACAAGAAGGAAGUCAAGCGCAGAACAAAGACUGGCUGUUUAACAUGUCGAAAGCGAAGAAUCAAGUGUGAUGAGGGGCAUCCUGUCUGCCGAAACUGUGUAAAGAGCAAGCGUGAGUGCUUGGGCUACGACCCUGUCUUUCGCCAACAGCCCACUACACCUUCCGCUAUACAACCAGCUCCCAAUCCCCCCCCGUCGCUGGUCGUCAACCCUCAAGACCCCUCCGCAAAUUACUCGUCGGCUCCUCCGGGGUAUAUGCCCGCUGCGUCGCAGCCGUUUGCACCCUCGCUGCAUUCUGAAUCUCCGGCGCCAUCGACCGAACAGUUUGACUACGGAGGGGCCAUUGAGUCCUCGCUCGACGGAAACAACAGCACUAUUAACAACACUACCAACAACACUAAUACCAACAAUUCCUCAAACAUGGCGAGCCUCCAGAACGUGUCGGGCGGGAAUCUACAGCCCCCCGUGGAUAAUGGAGCUACAGGCACUACCCCCCUGUCCGAUUCUGCUGACCUGGUCGGAUUAGUGAAACAAUGCCGGAUCCACGAUCUCCUUGCACUGAGAGGAAUUGCUCCUCCGCCUCCCCACCCUAUCGUCGCCAUCGCCCAGACUCGUUCGGAGGAGAUCCAAGCCGUCUUCCUCGCGACGUAUGCCCCCGCCAUUGACCGGUUCUUAGAAACGCGCUGGUUUCAGGAAAAGGCUCUUCAUCAUUUAAUGGCAAACUCGCAGCUCGUGGCCGAAUAUUCCGCCUUGAUCGACGCGUUCAACGAUCGCAAUCUGACCGACCCCAACGUCGUUGCGCGCCUGGAAAGCUUCGAGGCCUCGAUCGUCUGGAGCACCAUGGAUAUCUGUCGCCGUGUGCCCAACCUCUUUAACGGGAAUCACGAGCAAGAUCCCGACCAUCUUGCGGCCUCAACCCGACUGGAUGUGAUCGAAGCUCUGAUCACGGGAGAGCAUCUGGACCUGAACCCGUUGGAAGAGCUCGUACACGAGCCGUCAAGCAACCCACCUUCUCUACCGGACCAGUUACAUCAGCGCAUCCUAGACUUCUGGAACUGCAUCGGUCACUUCCUAACUCUCCAUGACAACGAAGCGAGCUCCGGGAAAGAGAUCGACGAUACCUUAGGCCGGUGCCGGACCCUACUAGAUACCUACGAGAAUCGCGACGUGAUCUAUUCCAUCGCCAUCGCGCGGCACCUCGGACAACGUUGGGCCGACUUUCCACGCAGUCUCCCACACCCAAUCACGACCAAUGAGAAGGAUGCGGGUGCGAAGCUUUUCGUGGCGCAGAGGUUCCUCGAGCAGGAGGCAUCAGGUAAAGGUACAACCCAGGUCAUCAAGCGUGUCUGCGGCAUGGUAAUUCGGUCGUGGAUCGUGUCGCGGGAGUAG